CAAAAUUCUAUUUUAAAAUAAAAAAUAGAGGUUUUUUGCAUUUGUCCCACACUUUGACUAUUAUUGCUUUGGCCAUCGAUUAUAUGCACUAGUGAUCAUUGUCUUUUGUUGAUACUACAUAUUUCUCCAAUUAAUUAUAGGAGAUGCUAGGCAUAGCAUAGACUAGGCAUUUGGAUGUUUGGUACACUCAUUGCUCAAGCUUUUCAUCUGGAUAAGUCUUCUGAUAGAUUAAUUAUGCUGAAUUGCCAACAAGUUGAAAAUGGUGUUCACUCUGAUUCAAGUUAGGAUGACAACACACAAUCUACUCUUUACUUAUCACGUAUUCUCCUUGGUAUAGAUCCUCUCUUCUCUCAUAUGGUUUGGUUUGGACGGAGGAAACUAAUUAUGGUCUUUUUUUGUCGGCAACUAAUUAUGGGUUUGUUCGUUUCACUAGCAUUUUCUAACGUUUUCAUUUACGAGUGAUAUAUAUAUAUAUAUAUACACUUAAAAAAUCACUUUCUAAUUUGUGUGGGUCUAAGCCAAGGGUGGAAUCUUUUUGCUGUGGUUUUGGAUUGACUAGUUGCCAACGUUUUUAGUGGCAGAAAACUCAGGCUUUUAUAAAUUUAGUUGAAUUAUUCUGAUUUUGUCCAGAAAAUUUUACUAAAAAAACAAAAUUUGAAGAAAACUGUUUAAUAACUUUGAUCUGAGAUUUGGGCUACAUGUGCAAAUGUUCUUUUAUUUUUGAAACUUAUGCGCAUGUGUUCUUUAAAAGGUGAAAUCGAUAGCUCUCUUUCUUUAUCUACUCGAGAGUAUGAUUCUUAAAACUAACUAGAAGAGGGUAAAGAUAGUGAUAUGUGUGUUUUUGGGGUAUGCAUUAAUGCAUUUAACUUUGGCUAUUGAGUCCAAAUAAAUAUCACAUCUUGGGAUAAUAUAUAUUUUUGUCAACCAUACAUUUGAUAUGCACAAGUAUCUUAUUGUUAACUAUAGUAGACAAAAAUAGAUUUCCGCAAGACAUAAAUAUACAGAUUUGACAUACAAAUAUUUUCAUGUAAUUUACUUUAAUUGUUAAAAUACACUCAAUAUACAAAUGUGAUUCCCUUAGAAUACCUUUUUAUAUAUUUAGAAUUUCCAAGAAACCCUAAUGAUGUCUGCGGCACAGUUGGAUAAAUUCGCCUCUUUUGCCAUCCAACAAGUCACCGUUUCGAACCUCCCCGACGUUUUUUUUUUCUUUCUUUUUCUUCCUCUUCACUUGCUCGGAGGAUCUACAACUACAAGACGUCCUCUUUCUCCUUACCCUCCUAACUGAUCAUCACCAGGUUCUUUCUUCCCCAGUUCCGCUUCUUCUAAGAUUAGUUUCAGUUCCAAGAUUUAUCGAUUAGGAUUUAUAAGUAGUGGGUUUCGUUACUGAUGUUAAAAAGUUUCAAUCUUUUCCCACUUAGCGAGCUUGUAAUAACGUUUUGAGUUUGGUCGGAAUCCACAGUCUAAUCGAAAUCUUUAAUCCAUAGAAAAAAAAGGAAUGGACUUUGAUGACGAAGACAAGCCAAAAGAGGUCCCCAAAGCCAGGAGGUUUGCUCCUGGCCGUGCUGGGAAGCCCAAACCCAAACCUAAACCCGAACCAACUGCUUCGGAGAAAGCUGAGCCGUCUUCACAAACCGAGUCUGUGAGCAAGAGUGAGCACGACGUCGAUGCCACCAAAGUCUCUGACCAUCCCAAGGUUGAGCCUGAGGUCUUCAAUGGCGCUGUUAAGAUGGAGAUUGAUGCAAAAGUGGACAAGGAGCCGGAGACUACGGAGGUUGAGUUGAUGGAGGAAGAUCAUCAUCAGCUUCCACUGCAUCAGGAGGAGGAGAAGGAGAAGGAGAAGGAAGAAGACGUUGUUGUUCGUGAAAUUGACGUUUUCUUUAAUCCCUCUAUUGAUGCCAACACUAAGCUUUAUGUUCUACAAUAUCCUCUAAGACCGUCUUGGCGUGCUUACGAAAUGGAUGAACGGUGUGAAGAAGUUAGAGUGAAUCCUUCUACCUCCCAGGUGGAGAUUGAUUUGUCUAUGGAUGUUCAUUCGAGCAACUAUGACCCUGACUUUGGAAGUAAACUACGUAUGACUAAACAGACAUUGACAACAACAUGGAAGCAGCCUCCUACUUUGGAUUAUGCUGUUGGGGUUCUUUCAGGUGAUAAGUUACACUUGAACCCUGUUCAUGCUGUUGUUCAGCUCCGACCUUCUAUGCAGUAUCUUUCUUCCAAAAAGAAUCAAGCAGAAGCUACCGAAGAAUCUGCCGGAACUUCAAAAAGACAGAACAAGGGAGCGCAGGCUUCAACGGAUCAGAAACCAGUUCCUGAAGAAUGGGUUUCACUCAAGUAUCAUGGACUCCAAUCCGAAUAUUGCUCCAGAUACCUUAGCGGAAUGAUGGCUAAUGGCACCUCUUCAAUAGACUUCAACAUGACCCCCGAUGCUUAUAUCAACUCACUGUGCCGUGGAGAUAACAGCAGAAACUCUGAGUCAAAAAGUUUAUCAAAAAGGUUAUUGGCCUCCCUACCGCUUGAAGAACGUCUGCAAACGUUGCUCUGCCAGAAACAGGGACCACCGUUAUUUCGAUACAGUGUUCUGAAGCACUACGCCCCAGAGUUAUCAGACGAGGAGUUCUUAAAGGUCCUCCAGCAAUACGCCUGUCUAGUUCAAGGCCUAUGGACUCCCAAAACCAGGCUACUAAAGCUAGACGGCUUGGAAGGUUUCAGAGACUACGUCCUGUCCCUUUUCAGCCAGCGUCUAACCAUAAAGUACUCCGAAGUUAAAGCAAGUCGCUAUGCCGACAAGAUCAAAACCAUGUUGAAUGUAUUCGCCAAAGAACGGCCGUUGCUAUGUGAUUGGAAGUUCAAAGAGCCCACCGAUGUCUCCUUCAUCAAAUCCCACAAGAAGAUUGCAGAGGAGCAAGCAAGUUUCUGGAAGGGUAUGGAAGAGAAGUUGCAGCCAAAGAUAAUACAAGGAGGUAAAGGUAGAGGGGGUGAUAGUAACUUGAGGAAUGCUGUAGGAAAAAAUAAUCCUUCAGCUACUACAGCUAAACAAGAGGUCGCAGCAGCAACGGUCUCUGAGGUAGGAGGAAGUUCGAGAAGUGCUAUACCUCGUGUCCCUAGACAGAAGAUGCCUGAUGAGAUCAAGAGGGCGAUACCAAAGGCCUUGAAGAAGGUGUUUCAGACGCAGAAAGUUUGCAGCUACGAGACGAUUUGCCAGAGACUUAGGGAUCUUGCGGUUGCUACUUCGAAUAAUCCGAGAGUUGAUUCAGGGAUGGCGCAGCAGGUGGCGUUGGCUGUGGAUUCUUACCAAGAGGAGCUUCGAGUCGUUAUCAGUGAAGUGACUGUUGAUAUUCACGGCUCUUUUGUCUCCAAGUCGUCUCAAGACCAUCCAGAAUAUGAUCCACUAAGGGACGUGGUGAUCAAUCUCUUACUCGGGAAUCCACCUGGUGCGAAGAUUAUGAAAGCUGAUGUGUUUGCAGCAGGCAGGAGCAUACUUGGACGUGAAAUCACCAAUAAUGAAUACCAAAAGGUGAUGCACGACCUCUGUGAAACCCACUCUUCAGGAUGGGUGUUACAGAAAGCUCGUUGAGAGAAAAUGUUUAAUGAUCUUAAAGUUUUGAUAGUUUAAAUCUUUACAAUUCGGUUAGUAACUGAGAUACUUGAUUUGUCUUGCAUUGUCAUACUUUUGAACUUGGAUAUACCUUCAGUUCUAUUUUGUCUACUUUGACCUAUUUCAUCUCAGUAUGCAUAUUCAGAUAUACUUAA
This is a messenger RNA of Brassica rapa (field mustard), 3750 nucleotides long. Its product is annotated as DNA-directed RNA polymerase III subunit RPC5. The record is from RefSeq and is a predicted model, not a curated record. Gene Ontology annotation, biological process: tRNA transcription by RNA polymerase III. NCBI's taxonomy places the organism in Eukaryota, Viridiplantae, Streptophyta, Magnoliopsida, Brassicales, Brassicaceae. Gene Ontology annotation, cellular component: nucleus; RNA polymerase III complex.